Chaetomium strumarium is the source of this 1420-nucleotide messenger RNA. Its product is annotated as Alpha/Beta hydrolase protein. Lineage: Eukaryota; Fungi; Ascomycota; Sordariomycetes; Sordariales; Chaetomiaceae. The coding region runs from base 117 to 980 and encodes 287 amino acids. The transcript has a single exon. Gene Ontology annotation, molecular function: palmitoyl-(protein) hydrolase activity; carboxylic ester hydrolase activity. Gene Ontology annotation, biological process: protein depalmitoylation. The record is from RefSeq and is a predicted model, not a curated record. Gene Ontology annotation, cellular component: cytoplasm.
UGAACUUCAAGCUGUUAAAACGAACCUCUUAAAACGAACCUCCCCCAUCUCUCCAUCUAAUCCCACAUCCCACGCCCAACAAACAAGAUUGCAGACUCCCUCACCCGCGCUCAGCCAUGGACAACCAAGCAGGCCCCCAAAUCAUCGCUCACUCUCCCGUGCCGCCACACCCCCACACCCACACUGUCAUCUUUCUUCACGGCCGCGGCGACACCACCAACGGCUUCACCCGCUUCCUGUACAACUGGCACGACUCGUACGGCCGCACCCUCUUCCAGACAUUCCCUACCUUCCGCUGGGUGUUCCCACAGGCCCCGCUCCGCCCCGUGGCCAACGCAGCUGCCGGAGUCCCCAGGGGUAUGUACCAGUGGUUCGAUGUCUGGAACGUGCAGGAUUUUGCCGAGCGGGAGGAGGUCCAGCUGGAAGGGCUCAGGGAGACGGUGCCUUUCGUCAGGGAGCUGAUCAGGCUCGAGGCGGAGCAGCUCGGCGGCCGCUGGGAUCGGGUUGUGCUGGCGGGGAUCAGCAUGGGCGCUGCGACUAGCGUGCACACGCUGUUUAACCUGGAGGUUCCGGCCGAGGGCGGAGGCCGCCUGGCGGCUUUCAUGGGGUUCUGCGCCAGAUGCCCGUUUGCGGGGAGGGGGCUGAGAGGGAUGAGGGAGGUGCUUGCGCUCGGGGAAGGCUGGCCGACCGGUGACGAGUCGGAGGUUCUGCGACGCACGCCGAUGCUGCUGGAGCAUUGCACGGAUGAUCCGCUGGUGAAGGUUGGGAAGGGGCGUGGGUUGAGGGAUACCCUGAGAGAGUUCGGGGCACAGGUUGAGUGGAAGGAGUAUCCGAGUGGGGGCCAUUGGUUCACAGAGCCUGAGGGCAUUGACGACGUGGUUCAGUUCUUGAACAGGGCCCUGGGAAAUGCAGGCCCUAUGGCUGUGACUGCAGGCGCGCAGACAGGCCGAGCGGGCCAGGACGCCAUGGAAAUGUCCUGAGCAGUUGAUACCAUCAAUCCUGAUGCUAUUCUUACACUACGUCUGAUGGGAUAGGUGGAUCGCUAUCAACAUGCUGAGCCGAAGAGCACUGAAUGAAGGGACAGCAAAGACAGAAGCAGAGGAGGGAGCCUACGUCGGACAUGCUAUGAAAGGAGUCGAUGCGGCCAUGAAACUGAAGUAAUUGAACUAACGGCUUAUAUCAAUGCAGCCCACUGAAUAGAACGCAGAAGGUGCGAAUUGCUCAUAACGUUGUCAAGCAGGUGAAUACAGACAAGGUUGCUCAGGCAACGGAUAUCAACAAGUGUUAUCAGUGGCGAUCUAUCUCAUCAUUGGUAAUAACUAAGUAGCCUCGACUAGGUACUGUAGGUAAGUCAAAUCUGAGAAGCUCCGGGUAUUACCUUUUGAAUCAGGACAUCUUUGAUGGACAUAGUCUUCAGGGU